UACACGUCUUGUUACUUGCAAUAAAACAUGAUUGUAUUCAAAUUUCAUUAUUUAGAUGCAUAGGAAAUAUACUAAAAAUAAGAUGAGCUCCUGUAGAACAUGUCUAUCGGUACUAAGUGACCAAGCAAUGGACUUCAGUCAAUUACCCAAAGAUCUAAAUGAGUUGAAAUCAUAUUCUGAUAUAAUUUUCUUUUGCUUGAGUAUAGAGAUUCCGUCAAAUUGUGAUAAUUAUGCAAAAGUAUGUGAGAUAUGUUAUGGGAAGAUCAUAGAUUUCUACAAGUUUAAGUCGCUUGCACUAGACAGUGACAAAUAUUGGAGAUCGCUUGAUGAAGAUAAGAAUAAAAUAUUAGUCAGUACCGACAUAAAGUUUGAGAACAUAUCAGAUUUUGAUAAUGAUGAAUUGGAGAUAUCUCAUUUAAAACAGGAGUUUUUAGUUAAGAAUGAGAGUGAUUCUGACAAUGAGCUCCUUAGUGUAAUAAAGAAAAUUAAAUAUGAAUAUAAUGAGGAUGCCAAAGAGAAAGAAAAUGAAGCAAAAAAAGUAAAAGCUAAAAGAAAAAAUGGUAAACACAAAGAUAAAACUUAUGAAUGUGUCAAAAAGUCUGUGAUCUGUGAAAUAUGCGGCAAGGUUGUAAGGAAUAUGAGAGAUCACAUGAUCUCGCAUACAUCUUUUGAGGAGCGGAAGAAAAUCCCAUGCAAGGUGUGUGAGAAAACAUUUAACACUAUCGGUGGCAGGAACGCACACUACAGGCACAGGCAUUUAGGAAUUAAGCAACACUGUGAUAUUUGUAAUAAAGAUGUAGUGAGUCUAAAGAGCCAUCUGCAGCUCACACACAAGACAGUGCCAAAGCCGUACAAGUGUGUGCUGUGUGAGAGCAGCUUCGUGUGCCGGUCCCAGCUCGACGUGCACUUGAUGAAGCACGCGAAACACAAACCCUUUAGGUGUGACCAGCCUGACUGUGAUAAAGCAUUCUACACCAAAAAGAACCUGCAAUUUCAUAUAAGAGGAGUUCAUGAGAAAGAAAAAUCACAUCUAUGUCAGUUUUGCUCAAAGGGAUUCUUCAAGAAAAGCCACUUGCUUGUCCAUCUUCGAACACAUUCCCCUGAGAAGAACUUCAAGUGCGACGAGUGCGGCAACUUCUACAAGACGCAACAGACUCUGCGGUACCACAAGGAGACGCACGUCGCCACACGCGCCUACCCCUGCCAGCUGUGUGAUAACACCUUCGCACAUCCCAAAUACCUGAAAGUCCACAUGGUGAGUCACACGCGCGAGCGGCGGUACCCGUGCAAGUACUGCGGCGUGCGGUUUAUGCGCUCCGACCACAGACUGCGGCACCAGAAGACCGCGCACGAAAAACACAUGGAUGUGUAGCCUAAGCAUUCAAGUGUUACGGUCAAUUGAGACCACACCGCGACGCGUA
Messenger RNA from Aricia agestis (brown argus), 1421 nucleotides. RefSeq names its product zinc finger protein 431-like. Bases 56 to 1372 code for a protein of 438 amino acids. The record is from RefSeq and is a predicted model, not a curated record. Gene Ontology annotation, molecular function: zinc ion binding. The transcript is spliced from 7 exons. Gene Ontology annotation, cellular component: nucleus. NCBI's taxonomy places the organism in Eukaryota, Metazoa, Arthropoda, Insecta, Lepidoptera, Lycaenidae.